UUUUUUUUUUUCUCUCUCUCUCUUUUUUUUUUAAAAAAAAAAAAAAUACAUGAGCUUUGUAAUGGACAGAGCAACAGAAGCCGCUGCCAAUGAUUUAGCAGAAGUUAGAAAAUUAAUCGAAGGCAUGAAUGCUCUUGUCAAUAGCCAACAAGCUCAACAACAAGCACAGCAACAACAAGCUCAACAACAGCAAGCCCAACAACAACAACAAUUGCAAAAGCAACAGAAACAACAACAAGCACAACAGCAGGCCCAACAACAAGCACAACAACAAGCCCAACAGGCCCAACAGCAAGCUCAACAGCAAGCUCAACAACAAGCCCAGCAAGCCCAACAAGCUCAGCAGGCUCAACAACAGCAAGCUCAACAACAGCAACAACAACAACAACAACAGCAACAACAACAACAAAAACAACAACAAUCGACACAAUCUAAUGUGUCAUCAUCUCCUAGAUCUGUGGAAACUUCACAAACCUGGUCCCCACAACCCAAUACACAACCCGAGACGAAUGCAGAGAAUUCACCUGGAUUCAAUGCUAACCAUGCUCAACAGAAUUCGACAACAACAACGACCAGUGCUCCUACAAGUGGAAUUAUUAUCGAAGUAAACCAUUUAAGCUUAACUCGUACAUUAUAUUUCCAAUUAUCUCCUGAUGCUACGAUCGAGCCACUGGUAGCUUGGUUAAAGUUGUCAUUUCAAGAUAAUUCAAUUUCGGGUAUGGUGUUACAAUACAAAGGUUUUGAUGGAUUAUGGAAAUGUCUUUUAAAUAGAGAUGAUUCGUUAAAGAGAGUGUUAAAGCAAAGUCUAAAAAACAACACCAUGUUACAAAUGCGAGUUCCAAGAGAGCAGGAUCUUUUGAGCUCUGGAUAUACCGAUAAACGUCUUUUGGCUCUUACAACAAGACCCUCCACACCCAAUUCAAAUGCAUGUAUAACCACACCUGAAGCUGGUGACAGUACAAAUUAAUUUUUUUGAAUCUAAACCCAGAAAUCUGUUAUAAAUAAAAAAAAAAAAAAAACAAGAAUUACACAUUUUUUUUUUUUUUUUGCCCUUU
Molecule: messenger RNA, 1055 nt
Organism: Mucor mucedo
Lineage: Eukaryota; Fungi; Mucoromycota; Mucoromycetes; Mucorales; Mucoraceae
Exons: 5
Coding region: 50-967 (305 amino acids)
Source: RefSeq, a predicted model, not a curated record